CUCAUCCUGGUGUAUAAAAGGAGCGCACACUCUGACGCUCCAAGACGCUUUUUUUUUUUUUACUCCAUUUUCACCCGACACGGAUAAAAACAGCAGUUCACAGCCAAGAUGAGACUGUACCUUGCAGCUGCCGUGCUCAUGCUGGCGUUUGUCGCUUACACAGAGGCUCAGGAUGCUCCUCAGGACGACUCGUUCGCCAACUUCCAGGAUAAAAUGACGGAGUUCGGCAGGGGCGUGGCUGACAAGGCCCGGGACACCAUCGAAACCAUAAAGAACAGCGAAUUUGCGCAGAAAACCCACAACUGGUUCACGGACAGCUUCCAGAAGCUGAAGACCAAGUUUUCUGAGCUGUCCCAAGACUGAGGAGGUGGUCCAUGUCUCCUCACCUGCCCCCCCCCCCCCCCACACACCUCAUCAUGCUGAGAGGCCAUGUUGGCCAGAUUAAACAGUUUGUGAAAUUUUUGUUUUAAUCUGUUCGGAGUUAAAUGUAAAAAAAAAAAAAAGGUGCAAUAAAAAAAAAACCAUCAAAUGUGUAUAUUUUAUUUCUGUUAACAAUAUUUCUCUAUGCAAAUAAAGCAAGGAUUUGUGUACAAACUAAA
Molecule: messenger RNA, 599 nt
Organism: Nematolebias whitei (Rio pearlfish)
Lineage: Eukaryota; Metazoa; Chordata; Actinopteri; Cyprinodontiformes; Rivulidae
Gene: apoc1
Product: apolipoprotein C-I
Exons: 4
Coding region: 109-363 (84 amino acids)
Biological process (GO): negative regulation of cholesterol transport; lipoprotein metabolic process; very-low-density lipoprotein particle clearance
Cellular component (GO): high-density lipoprotein particle; extracellular region; very-low-density lipoprotein particle
Molecular function (GO): phospholipase inhibitor activity; fatty acid binding
Source: RefSeq, a predicted model, not a curated record